This is a messenger RNA of Kalmanozyma brasiliensis GHG001, 1353 nucleotides long. Its product is annotated as Cys/Met metabolism, pyridoxal phosphate-dependent enzyme. Gene Ontology annotation, biological process: transsulfuration. Lineage: Eukaryota; Fungi; Basidiomycota; Ustilaginomycetes; Ustilaginales. Gene Ontology annotation, molecular function: transferase activity, transferring alkyl or aryl (other than methyl) groups; pyridoxal phosphate binding. The record is from RefSeq and is a predicted model, not a curated record. The transcript is spliced from 2 exons. Bases 1 to 1353 code for a protein of 450 amino acids.
AUGGCUUCGCACGCUUCCAACUUCGACACCCUCCAGCUGCACGCUGGUCAGGAGAUCGACCCUGCCACCAACGCUCUGGCGGUGCCCAUCUACGCCAACUCGUCGUUCGCCUUCAAUGACUCGGCUCACGGUGCUGACCUUUUCGGUCUGCGCAAGUUUGGUAACAUCUACUCGCGUCUCAUGAACCCCACCAACGAUGUUUUCGAGAAGCGCAUGGCUGCCCUCGAGGGCGGUGCCGCUGCUCUGGCCACCUCGUCCGGCCAGGCUGCCCAGGGAAUGGUCGUCAUGGGCCUCUGCGGUUCCGGUGACAACAUCGUCUCCUCGUCGUACCUCUACGGUGGUACUUACAACGCUUGGGCCAACCUGUUCCCCCGCCUCGGCAUCACCACCAAGUUUGUCAAGUCCGAGAGCCCCGAGGCCUACGCUGCUGCCAUUGACGCCAAGACCAAGGCCAUCUACAUCGAGUCGAUUGCCAACCCCAAGUACAUCGUGCACGACAUUGCUGCCAUCGCCAAGGUGGCCCACGACAACGGCAUCCCUCUCAUUGUCGACAACACGUUCGGUGCCGGUGGAUACCUUGUCCGCCCCAUCGAGCACGGUGCCGACGUGGUGGUGCACUCUGCCACCAAGUGGAUCGGCGGUCACGGUACCACCAUCGGCGGUGUCAUUGUCGACAGCGGCAAGUUUGACUGGAGCAAGAGCGGCAAGUUCCCUCAGUUCACCGAGCCCUCGGCAGGCUACCACGGUCUUAAGUUCUGGGACACCUUUGGUCCCAUCACUUUCGCCAUCUACCUUCGAGUUGUGAUCCUGCGUGAUCUCGGACCGUGCCAGAACCCCUUCGGCUCAUUCCUGCUGCUGCAAGGUCUCGAGACGCUUUCGCUCCGCGUGGGUCGCAUUGUGGAGAACGCCCUUGCGCUGGCUCAGUGGCUCGAAGCGCACCCGCAGGUCUCGUGGGUCUCGUACCCUGGUCUGCAGAGCCACCCCUCGCACGCUGUGGCCAAGAAGUACCUUCCCCGCGGUUUCGGUGGUGUGCUCUCGUUCGGCAUCAAGGGCGACGCGGCUACCGGCUCGGCUUUCGUUGACAGCCUCAAGCUGGCUACUAACCUGGCCAACGUCGGUGACGCCAAGACGCUCAUCAUCCACCCUGCCAGCACCACCCACCAGCAGCUGUCGGACGAGGACCAGAUCAGCUCCGGUGUUACUAAGGACCUUAUCCGUGUCAGCGUCGGUUACGAGUUCAUCGAGGACAUCAAGGCUGACUUUGCCCAGGCUUUCGAGAAGACGUCGGGUGUUAAGGGUGCGAUCCCCGGCGGUGAGACUGGUCCCGCUCCUGGUCUCUCGGGAUCUGUGUAA